Messenger RNA from Athalia rosae (coleseed sawfly), 8809 nucleotides. It is a transcript of the gene Lrrk, whose product is annotated as leucine-rich repeat serine/threonine-protein kinase 1. The record is from RefSeq and is a predicted model, not a curated record. Gene Ontology annotation, molecular function: protein binding; protein kinase activity; ATP binding. Lineage: Eukaryota; Metazoa; Arthropoda; Insecta; Hymenoptera; Athaliidae. Bases 884 to 8257 code for a protein of 2457 amino acids. Gene Ontology annotation, biological process: protein phosphorylation. The transcript has 2 exons.
CCGUGCUGCUACUUUUUUUCUAGAUUGCUGGCUAGAUCUUGUGUAGAUGUCAUUACGCAACUUCUUUUGAAUUAAAUAAAUAAUUUGAAUUCGAAUACGUACUUGGCAGUUGAUGGAUUGAGUGUAAGCCUUGAAUAACCGUUAGGUUGCACACGAUGAAAUACACGCUGAAUAUUUCUGGUAAAUUUUCAGUUGUGUCUCACGGUCAGUGAAUUACGGAAUUCAUAAAUAAUGCUUAUGGAUUGUCUAAAGUUGAUCAUUCGUACGGACCCCUAUCACCGCGUUAUUCGAUUGUCUUUCAAAAAUGGCGACCCUGAACUGUAGAGUAGUGCGUCCAACCUAAUAAGUGACAGUUCAGCUAUAAAAGAUUAUGAGGGAACUUGCGGGCAGAUUUGAACAAGAAUCAAAGAAUCGGGGGGAUCAAUCAUCGGCGGAAGGGAUUAUGUAAAGUUUGUGUGACACUUAACGAAAUGUCUAACAGAUAACAUUGAUUAAAGUUAUUAUUGAGACUCCGCGUUCCACUCAGUGCGUCGAUUAUCUUGCUCUAAAACACGAUUGUUCUAAUUGUUUGUUUACUUGAGUGCUGUCAACGGAUUCAGACCUUUUGCUCUUCGAUUAAUUUAGCUACUGUUGUAAAACUGCUGAAAUUACAAUCACGUCAGUGCCAAAUAACGAAUGUGGUUUCAACGAUUUACAAGAAUGCAACAUUCUACAUCGUUCUCACACCUCUUUGUGAUUUAUAAAAAUUGUGCUGUGCAUAGACCAAAUGACUUCAUUGAGCCAACAACAAUUAACCAAUUACGAAACACAGGAACGGAUGUAGUGGGGCACCUCUGUAUUUUAUCUCCAAAUGAAUGAAGUUCAAGGUCCAGACUAAGCUGCCAUGGAGGAUUACACGCCAGUUGACGAAGAUUUUCCAGGACGUCUCCUGCACCAAGCUGCUUUGUGGGAUAAUGCUGAACUUUUAGAAGAUCUGUUACGUGGAGAACAUGCCCAAUAUAUAAAUAGCCAAGAUUCGUGGGGUCGUACGUCUUUGCACGCAGCAGCUAUUACGGAGAAUUCGCGAUGCCUUGCUUCUCUUCUAGUGGCAGGUGCAAAUGCAAAUAUUCCAUGUGGUCCUCGUGGGCAUUUUCGCACCCCGUUGCACAUUUGCGCUGAACAUGGGCAUGUCUCUAAUAUAGAAAAGCUUCUUGAAUACGACGCUGACUUAUCAAUUAAAGACAGCAAUGGACUGGAGCCUUUAGAUAUAGCUGAGAAAAGUGAGCACACAACUUGUAUCAGUCUACUUAAAUUAUCUGCUGAGAGACACGAACUCAAACGAUUAGCUACUCACGCUUCCUUACGAGCAGUUUGUUUGCAGGGAGACACAAUAGCUGCUAGAAGUAUUGUGCAAUCAUUAUCCAAUGAUCUCGAAUUUAUUGUCAACAUGGCCCCUAAUGGUGCAAACACCUUGUUAUUCAUUUCGUGUGAAAUGGGCCACAAAGAUAUUGUAAGAUUGCUUCUUGAUCAUGGGGCCGAUUGCAGGAUGCAUCCUGUUACCAAGUAUUGUCCUCUGUACAUUGCCUGUUAUAAUGGAAAGCUCGAAAUUGUUGAGCUACUUUUGAAACAGUUUCCCAAACAAAUACAAUCUCUUACAGUGGAGAAAUGGUUACCCAUUCACGCCGCUGUUAUAAACGGCCAUUUUUCUAUUGUUGAGCUAUUGCUGAAGUUUGAGUAUCCCCAGCAUUUAUAUCAAAGAUAUAAAGACCAAAGCGGAGAGUUUGAGUAUGAAAUGGCAUUUGAUAUCAAUACACGAGAUGUUACGGGGCAAAAUGUUCUUUAUAUUUCUAGUAUGUUGGGCAACACUAAAAUUGUAGAUUUACUCUUAAGUUAUAAAGUUAAAGCUAGAAAAGUCAGAGAGGAUGAAGCGAAUGAUGUUCAGCCUCUUCCAACAUCUAAACGUAGAAUUUCAAGUGGUAUUCAAAGGCUUAUGUCUAGUUUAAAUUUUAGAACUAAAUCACUGGAGAAAAAAGAUGAAAAUACAGUGUCCCCAUUAAAUAUAGAUUUAUAUUGUUAUAACGAUACCGAGACUGCUCUACAUGCUGCAGUUAAAGCUAGGCAUGUUGAUGUUGUGGGGGCAUUGUUGCUAUCUGGAGCUAAUCCUAACUUGCCGGUGAAAGUUCCAUACGAUCAAAGUGAUACUGAGUUUAAUUAUUCUACCGUGUUAACGAUAGCCUGUACGAAUCGGGAUAUUAAAAUUGCUGAUCUUCUUCUCAAACAUGGUGCUGUAGAUAACGAAUGCCAGGCAUUGAAAAUAGCUGCACAGAAUCGAGAUGAAGCUUUAACAGCCAAAUUAUUGUCCAUAAAAGCUCAUCCAGAUUCAGAAUAUAAAAUUAAUAAGAAAGCCAUGACGGACAAUACACAGUCAUCCCAUUUUUCAGCUCUCUCAAAUUUUGGGAACGUCACUUAUUCAGCACUGUUUCCAAAUGUUGCCACUAUGAUAAAUUGGCAUAAUCAGCAAUGUAGAUUGUCUCAGAUUAGAUCCCAGUGGCUUGUCGACGCAGUUUUACACGUAAAUAAGAAAUUAAAUGCCAAGAAUAAUGAUUUGAUAUUGUACGCAAUUACCAGGAUAGAUAUUUCUCAUAAUUCAAUAACUUCUGUACCCUCUAUUAUAUUCCAUCUCCAAAGCUUGAGGUACCUCAAUAUGGCACAAAAUAAGAUAGAUAUGCUUACAAUUGAGCUAAAAACGUCCAAGGAUAAACUCUGCCCUGUUCUAGAGGAAAUGUAUUUGCAAGAUAAUCGAUUAGAGCAGCUUCCGGAAUUCAUUUUCGACUUACCAGCUCUAGAAAUUAUGGAUGUUUCAAACAACAAACUGCAAUGCUUGCCAAAUAAUUUGUGGAAAGCACCGAGAUUAAAAGAAUUGAAUGCAUCGUUUAAUUUAUUGAGGGACUUGCCUAGUCAAGUUUCCCAAAAUAUUGUCCGAAAAUCUCAAGGAGAAGAUUCUUUAACGAGUAGUCCUAGUAGUAGGAGUUUAGCUAGUCAAUUCGGGUUACAGCGAGAUGAUUCUAUGGAAUUUGAGUCAUUCACUAAAAUUGCUAAUGCGCAAAUUAUCGAAAUGAAUUGCCCCCAUGUUUGGACUGGUUCUGUACAGGUCUCUGAAAAACUAUCCGAUGGUUCCGAAUCUGGGGCCAGAUCCGUCCUUGCUUCGCUUAACUUAGCACAUAAUUUAUUCAACAGUAUACCAGUUUCAUUGCCUUGUUUAGCUGUUAGUUUAGUGAGAUUGAAUAUGGCGUAUAACUCAUUGAGAUCUAUGAGUCACAUUACUUCGUAUCCAGCUAGUUUGAAGCAGCUCGAUCUCUCGAAUAAUCAGAUUUCCUGCUGGCCUAGCUUGCCUCAAGUAGAUGGUGCGGAUUCUAUGGAGCAGGCUGCGACUGCUUGCUACUGUCCUGCAACAAACAUUCAAACACCAACCGGUCCUGGUAAUAGGCAGACUGCAACUUCUCUCCGUGAUGUUGUUUUGAUGUCUGUAUGUACGCAUAGAAGGCAUCUGAGACUUGAAAAUUUGAGAACUUUGGUCCUGGCAAAUAAUUUACUGACCAGAAUACAACUGACAUCAAUCGAUGAUGGAGAACCCCCAAAUUUUGAGGAAGACAGUGUUGACAAAGACACAAAAAUGACUUAUUCAGGAUCAAAAUUGUAUUUAUUAUUUCCGAACGUCAGUAUGCUGGAUGUUAGCAAUAAUCAACUCAGAGAAAUACCCUACAAUAUUCAUGAGCUCAGCAAUCUUUCUGUAUUAAAUAUAAAUGGUAAUAACGAAAUUGUGGAAUUGCCUCCACAAAUGGGCUUACUUUCCAGACUGUGGAAUCUCAAUACCCAGGGUUGUAAGCUGCAGGAACCUCUCAAGUCCAUGAUAGAAUCAAAGAAAUAUAAAACCAUGGAUGUUAUUGGCUAUCUGAAGUCCGUCUUGGAAGAUGCAAAGCCCUAUGCAAGGAUGAAGUUAAUGAUUGUUGGAAUACAGGGAAUUGGCAAGACUAGUUUGCUUGAACAACUACGUCAGGAAGGGGAAGUGCCAAAUAAAAAAAAAGCCUCUGAGCACUGGGCCAAGAGAAUGGGAAAUAAAAAUAUCAAUGCAAAAACAGCUCGAGGAACAACAAUUUCUACCGUAGGUGUAGAUAUUGGCGAUUGGUUGUACGAAAAAAAAGUCAGAGGUCAAUCUUCUCAUGGCCCAGUUUAUUUCAGGACUUGGGAUUUUGGUGGGCAGAAAGAAUAUUAUGCUACUCAUCAAUACUUCCUGUCAAAGCGCAGCUUAUACUUGGUAGUGUGGAGAAUCACAGAUGGCUUUAAAGGUGUUUCGGAGAUAUUCCAAUGGUUGGUGAAUAUUCAAAGUCGCGCUCCAAAUUCACCUGUUAUUAUUAUUGGAACUCACUAUGAUAUUUCAUAUGACCAAAGUGAGGCUCUUCAGCAGUAUAUACGUGAAAAAUUCAUCAACGUUGUAGAUGCAGAAAAAUGUGGCUUGCCCAAAGUUAUGGAGACUAUAGAAAUUAGUUGUAAAACGAGGCACAACAUCAAAAUGCUCUGUAAUUUAAUAUACGAUAUCGUUUUCAAUCUGAGAUCACCAGGAAGCAAAGAGUUAUUAUUAGAACAAAGAGUUCCAGCUAGUUAUCUCGCUCUUGAAGAUGUCGUUGUACAGCUUGCUCAUGACAGAAAAUUAUCCGGAGCAGAUCCUGUUUUAAAAGCUGAUCAAUAUUAUGCAGCAGUAAAUAAUGAACUACAAAAACUUCAUAGAUCUUUUCGAGACCCUGCUGAAUUACACCAAGCUACUUUAUUCUUACAUGAUAACGGAAUUAUUCUGCAUUACGAUGAUGCUACUUUAAAAGACCUAUAUUUUUUGGAUCCACAAUGGCUCUGCGAUAUGUUGGCUCACGUUGUAACGAUUAGAGAAAUCAAUCCGUUUGCUCGUUCUGGAAUUAUGAAGCUAGAUGACAUACAGCACGUUUUCAAAUCCUCAACUAUCUCGACUAUAGAUACACAGGGAUAUAUCGUUAGUUUGUUAAAUAAAUUUGAGGUAGCUUUAACAUGGGAUUAUCGAACCCUUUUGAUACCUUCUUUGUUGCCUACGGAAGAUGAUAUCCUGAGGAAUAAUCAGGUGGUAAAAAUUCCAGUGAAAACACGCGGCUGGCAUGUACGCUCUAAAAAAAUAACAUCUCCAAUGUUUUCAUUCCCCGGUGCAUCUGGUGAAAAAAUGAACACAGAAUGUGUUCUCACUUCGCGAUCUCAGCCUGACUGUUCUGUAAUCAGAUUAUUAUUGAUGUCCUAUUUUCCCAGUGGAUUUUGGUCUAGAUUAAUUACACGAAUCUUAGCUGAUGACACUAUCGUCGAAAUAGUCAUGUCUUUCUUGACACCAUUCAAAGAUUUUGUAGAUGAAAGAAUUUUCACAAGUUUACUAGAAACGCAGGCCGAAUGGAUUUUAUGGCAAACAGGUAUAGAGCUGAGAUAUGCAGGGAUCACAUUAUUACGUUUGAAAGAAGUGAACUACAGCUCUAAAAACUCUCCAUACGACUACAGACACUAUAAAUUCAAGCUCAAGCAAGACGGGAUCUGGUGCACUGUAGAUCUCAAAAGUUCUGCCAUUCUUGAGAUUUGGUUUCCUGUAGACACUUUGGUUGUAAAACAACCAAUAAUGUCUGAGUCUAUGGAGGACGAGCCCAUGGGUUACCAAGCAAUUGUGGUAGAACCUAGACCAGAAAGUAUGCCUCAGCUAUUAGCAUUGAUUGUUGAUCACAUUGAUAUUUUAUUAGAAGACUGGUAUCCGACUUUAGGGACCAGAUUCGUCCAUACAUCAGAAGGAAAGUUAUUAGUUACUAGGUUGAUUCCCUGCCCAAGAUGCUUGAUCAAUAAUGGGGAGAGCGACAUAGAAUCUAGUGGUACAGAGCAUCUGCCUGAAGAUAUUCAACGUUAUUACAUGAAUCGAGAGAGGCAAAGUCAGGACAGUUACAAGUCUGAUGGAGAUAGCGGUGUCGGAUAUGAUAGCUCAGCAUCCAGCCGAAUCCCCUCACUAGAAGGGCAUCCAGAUAUUUCAAAACUAAAUGCAAACUUGGAAGGAACUUUGGCUUACUCUUGGAUGGUAGAAGAAUGUAUUUUGUCAGCUUACAGCAACAAGUCCAUUAAUUGUCCCAAGCACUGUGAAAUUCCACUAUCCCACAUAGCCCCAGAUAUAAUAUUUAUGGAUCUGGGUGCCAAACAUCUUAUCAAGUCAGAUGAAAUAAAGCGAGGGAAAAUGCUGGGUCGAGGAGCCUUUGGAUUUGUUUUCAAAGGUAACUGUCGUCUGCCUGGUACACAUAUCAAAACAGAUGUUGCUAUGAAAAUGCUACAACCAGUUCCUCCAGGCCCAAAUUCCAAGCAGUCAGCUAUAUUGGCUUACAAAGCUGCUCAAAGCAAGUGGGACAGAGAUCCCUUGCAAUAUGCUUGCAAGGCAUACUGCACCGCAAGGCAAGAAUUGAAUAUUCUUCUGACCUUAAAACAUGCUAACAUUGUACCUCUGGUUGGGAUCGUUAUCAGUCCUCUGGCCUUGGUUCUGGAUCUAGCACCUGAAGGAGCUCUGGACAAUGCACUCAAAAACUAUAGACGAUCUGGGGCAAAAUUAGAUCCUUAUACUUUACAAUCCAUUAUCCUGCAGGUUGCUAAAGCAGUUGAAUACCUUCAUCAGCAACAUGUUAUUUAUCGGGAUUUAAAAUCUGAAAAUGUUUUGGUUUGGCAAUUGCCUCUUCCGUUUCAGGACUAUAUAGAUCACCCAGUUCAUGUCAAAGUUGCAGAUUAUGGGAUUUCCAGAUUAACAUUACCCUCAGGUGCAAAGGGCUUUGGAGGAACAGAAGGUUUCAUGGCACCAGAGAUCAUAAAGUAUAACGGCGAGGAAGAAUACACGGAAAAGGUAGAUUCGUUUUCGUUUGGAAUGUUCAUUUAUGAACUUGUGACAUUGCGACAACCAUUCGAAGGACACGAGUCAGUUAAAGAAUGUAUUUUGGAGGGAGGUCGACCACCAUUGACUUAUAGAGAAACUCUCCAUCCGUGUUAUGCCCUUGAUUUAAUGGUCAUAUGUUGGGCCCAAAAUCCCAAAGAUCGACCUACCGCUAGCCAGAUCGUUUCCAUUGCUUCAGCUCCAGAGUUUACUCAUUUGAUUGACGUAACUCUUCUCACUGAAAGAACUCAAGUUACCGCCAUAACAACAACAAAAAAAUCGCUAGAUGAAAAUGUCAUAGGCGAUGAAAUAUGGCUUGGCCAUAAUAACGGAGAGGUUGAUAUGUUGUUGGGUACUGAAAAGGGUUGGCUACAGCAUGUGAGAAUCGAGACUCCUGUAAUACCAUAUGCAAUGUGUGGGGUAGAUGGCUAUAUCUGGAUAGGAGACAAUGUUGGACAGAUUCAUGUCUAUUUGGGUAGUAAUUUCGGAUGUGUAGCUAGCUACAAUAUGGAACCUGAUCAUACAAAAGAGUCAAAUGUAGUGGGACUUAUAAACUUAGAACAAAUUAAGCAAUUUGCAGUAGCCUUACACAGCGGAAAGCUAUUUUUACUCUCUAACUCAUUCACACAGAUGAAGAAAACCGAGAUUACCUCUGAAAUCAAAGAAAAUAUAUACUCUCUAGCAGCUAUAUUCAAAAAGCGUCGUAUCAUAGAGCUAUGGACUGGAGAAAGCUUUGGGUAUAUAUCGAUAUAUGUUUUAAAAGAUGGAAAUUUGAUUGAUACAAUCAGCUUAGCUCACUUCCCUAGUGAAGCAAUGUCUAAAACUAUAUUUGCAACAUAUUUACUGAGUAGCGAAAACUCAGUUCUAUCGUACACAUACCCAGGAUGCAUAGUUUAUCAAUGGGAUAUCGAUAUGCGCCAGAUCAUCAACAAACUAGAUAUGUCAAAGCUAGUCCCAUGUUCCGAGAGUCUGAAAUCCAUUUCUAUAGAGGAAAAUUUGACAACAGAAAAGUGCCAAGUUACUGCUAUUGAAACUUUUAUGAACCAACUUUAUAUUGGUACAACUUGGGGAUGCAUUGCAGUAGCGGAAUGUAAUUCUUUGCGACCCAUCACAGUAUUUCGACCUUUUGAAGGCAAAGUAUGCCAGAUCGUUUCUUUCAAAUCAUCAGAUAAAAAAAAAUCAGUUUUAGCCACUGUGGGACAAGGGUAUAGAAGUCUAAUUUCAAGAUAUACUGAUUAUCCGACUAAUUGCACAGAUGAAGAAGAUUUGAAACAUAACAUGUAUACUCUCCUUUGGCGAGCUGAACAUUGGUCAGCGGCUUGAACCCACUGAAAUUCUGAAAGCUGAUUUUGGCAACUAUUAUUCAAUGAGCCUUGCCGGAACACUUUUCAAGUAGUAUCUGGUCAUAUAUUUUUAAACUUGACGUUGUCCAUAGCAAUAUUUUUUUUAAAUCAACUAUUAUUCCGUUUUCCUACAUACCUAAGAAUAUAGGUAGACAUAUAAUGUGAAUAAAUUAGGAACAGUUUUGCAUUAUAAUGGAAUGGGAAUGCUUUUAUUAUUUGUCAUCAUAUAAAGUCCACUGAGGUGCUUCUUGGUAUUAUCUUAGGUUUAUAACUUAUUUACUCUACAUAAGGUUUGUUGAUAUUUGAUAGUUAGUACUGAUAUUAUCAUAUAUAUUUUAGGAAUAACCGUUCAAUUAAAUAAAUGCUGCGGUAUCUGAAGAUUAAGAGUGUACUUUAUACAUAGAUAUUUAUAAUAGGUAUUCAUUAUUGAUCUCUUAGUACUAUAUAGUUUCAAAUAUUCGAUUAAGAGUGAGAAAAAUUUUAAGAAAUCAACAUUAUAAAAGGAUUUCUGAAGCAUUUUUAAUGUAGUCUG